UAGGUCACAUCCUGUGUCCUACGUGUGUUUCGAGUUUAACCAUGUUUUACAGAAGAGCUGUCGUGGGUGGAGAUUUAUGACCCCAGUCUGGGGUCAGGCCCUGCUCUCCUGAAGCCUGAGAACUGCCCAAGGGACCUCCAUCUCCGAGCAGGAAGCCAGGCUGAUGGUCUUCAUGCGUGGGCAGCGUGACAUCAGGAUUUUCCCAACCUCUAUACUGGUCUGUCUUCUCCUGUGGACAGCAAGCUUCUCAAGGACAAGCGCCAAGCUCAUUGACCUUCCUGCCCUGAGCCAAGCACAGCAAAUGUUCGUGGAGUGGAUGGGCAGACAACAGGCUGCGUGAGAGCUGGAGCAGGUCUGCUUACCGCCAUCACAUCCGAGUGGAGACCAGCGGCUGCAACGCUACAGAUGCUCCGCAGACGUCGCCGAGCACGUGAACCACGGCUCUGAGCCAGCCUGCGGCCAGGACCUUGAGGCUCGCCCAGCAGCCACCCCACGUCUCUCCCAGGAGGGAGGCCUUGCAACCCCAGACCCCAGAGAUGCUGCGGCAGUGGUCAGUGCAGGGGGGCCAGGCCCCCCAGGAUCCAGAACCCAAGCCGGCAGGCGAGGACCUAUGGGAGCAGGAGAUGGAGCGGCUGUGCUCCUCCCAGGAGCCCCUGCGGAUGCUGCCCUACGCCAUGGUGGACAAGCGCCUCAUCCGGCAGCUGCGGGAGCCCCAGGGGGUGAAGAGCUCGUGGUGGCAGCAGUGGCUUCGCAGGCGGCAGAUCGCAGGACAGCGCCUGGGGGAGGCCGCGCGGCAGCUGGCCCAGGGCUGCGGGCUCUGGGAGGGGGCUCUCUACGAGAUCGGGGGCCUCUUCGGCACCGGAAUCCAGUCUUACUUCACCUUCCUCCGCUUCCUGCUGCUUCUUAAUCUGCUGACCCUGCUUCUGAACUCCAGCUUCAUCCUGCUGCCCCUGGUCUGGCGCCACCCCCCCGACCCGGGACCUGCUCUGAACUUCACCCUCCAGUGUCCCAGUGGCAGCCAAGCCCAGACGGGUGUUCCCAAGUUCAACAAUCUCCUUUGGAACGUUUUAACUGGCCGGGCCUUCAACAACACCUACCUCUUUUACGGAGCGUAUCGGGCGCCGCCCGAGAGCAGCUCUGCGUACAACAUCCGCCUGGCCUACCUCCUAAGCCCGCUGGCCUGCCUGCUCCUCUGCUUCUGUGGGAUUCUCCGGCGGAUGGUGAAGGGGCUGCCACAGAAGCUGUUCCUGGGCCAGGACUACAGAUCGCCCCUCAGUGCCAAGGUCUUCUCCUCCUGGGACUUUUGCAUCCAGGGCCAGGGGGCAGCCACCAUCAAGAAGCAUGAGAUUAGCAACGAGUUCAAGGUGGAGCUGGAGGAGGGGCGACACUUGCUGCUGGUGCAGCAGCAGACCCGGGCCCAGAGGGUCUGCCACCUGCUCACCUACGUGCGGAUCAAUGUCCUCAUCGGGCUCCUGGUGGUGGGGGCCAUCAGCGCCAUCUUCUGGGCCACCAAGUACUCGCAGGACAACAAGGAGGAGUCCCUGUUUCUGCUGCUCCAGUACCUGCCUCCUGGGGUCAUCGCCCUGGUCAACUUUCUCGGCCCCUUGCUGUUUGUUUUCCUGGUCCAGCUGGAGAACUACCCUCCCAACACUGAGGUCAACCUCACCCUCAUCUGGUGCGUGGUGCUGAAGCUGGCCAGCCUGGGAAUGUUCUCCUUCUCGCUGGGCCAGACUGUCUUGUGCCUCGGCAGAAACCAGACCAGCUGCGAGUCCUACGGCUACAACGCCUGUGACUACCAGUGCUGGGAGAACUCGGUGGGGGAGGAGCUGUUCAAGCUCAGCAUCUUCAACUUCCUCCUCACGGUGGCCUUCGCCUUCCUUGUGACCCUGCCUAGGAGGCUGCUGGUGGAGCGGCUCUCGGGCAGGUUCUGGGUCUGGCUGGACCGGGAGGAGUUCCUGGUGCCCAAGAAUGUGCUGGACAUUGUGGAGGGGCAGACGGUCACCUGGAUGGGCCUCUUCUACUGCCCGCUGCUGCCCCUGCUCAACAGCGUCUUCAUCUUCCUCACUUUCUACAUCAAGAAGUACACCCUGCUGAGGAACUCCAGGGCCUCCGUUCGGCGAUUCCGAGCCUCCAGCUCCCUCUUCUUCUUCCAGCUGGUGCUCGUCCUGGGCCUGCUCCUGGCCACCGUGCCCUUGGGCUAUGUGGUCAGCAGCAUCCACUCCUCCUGGAACUGUGGCCUCUUCACCAACUACUCGGCCCCCUGGCAGGUGGUGCCAGAGCUGGUGACCCUCUGGCUCCCGCCCCUCGGCCAGCACAUCCUCCACUACCUGGGCUCCCACGCCUUCAGCCUCCCUCUCCUCAUCCUGCUCAGCCUUGGUCUGACGGUGUGCGUCUCCCAGACCCAAGCCAAUGCAAGAGCCAUCCGGGGGCUCCGGAAGCAGCUGGUGUGGCAAGUCCAGGAGAAGUGGCACCUGGUGGAUGACCUGUCGCGGCUGCUGCCUGAGCCCGGCCUUGGCGACUCUCUGGGGCCUGAGUCCCCUCUCUCCCGAGGUUCGCGCUUGAGAUUCUUCUGCCCCGGAUCCCCCUGCCCGGGCUCCCCAGGACCGGGGUCCCCCAGGCCGGGACCCUCCCUUUGAUUCCGCUUCCCCAGUGGUUCCGAGCUGUAGCACCGGCCCCCACCUCUUCCCAGAGCCUCCCCAGGGCCCCCGUUGCAGCUCCCUGGUGACCACCGCCUCUCUCGGUGGGCCUUCCAGGUGGGAUGGUACAUUCCAGAUGGGAAUUUGUAUUGAUAUUUUUAUCUCAGUCCUUGAGAAUUUCUAUUUUUGCCGAAUGUUUUAUAAUGUUGAGAACAUUACACGGUCCAGUCAGUCGUCAGUGAAGGCAGUUUGUAAAUAAUACACAUCCCCUGGGAGUGCUCAGAACUUGCUACCGGGCGGGAGGGGGACCUGCCCCAAGUGAGAGCAGACCUGCGGGGACCUGCUGUGUUCUGCCUGCUCACACCCCACCCAACCUCCUGAUCCCCCCCACGCGUGCGACCAUUGAGGGCCACAGACGUUAGGAGUCAGCAGGGCAGAGCUGAGAUUUGACCUGUGCUGUGAGCCACACUGUGUGGGCCCUGAGAGGAGGGAGCUGGCUGUCCAGGAUCCCCAAGCCUCGGGCGCCAGGGCUGCAGGGGCUCUCCACCCGGAGCUCUAGGUCCCAGAGAAUGCCUGCCAAGAGGGCCCUGUGCCAGCGGUUCCGAUGUGGUUGAUCCAGGCACAGCCAGUAGCCCGGCGUCGGGACUUUCUGAAACUUCCAGGCAGCCAGGCUCGAGAACUGCGGCCUCCUUCCUGGGAGCGAAGUUCGGGAGACGCCCCAGGACGGGUUUGAGAGCCUCUGCUUCCAGUGCCUGGCUGGACUCCCCGCCUCGACCCGGCAUCCGGGUGGCUCUGGCCUGGUGCCCUCAGCCCAGGGGCUUUGCGAUGUCAUAGAGGCUUGGCUGGUUCGGCUCCUCCUGUCACUGUCCUUCUCUCUCAGCCAGCAUCACAUGACCCAUCGUCUGUCAACAAGCGCAGGCCCUGUUGCAGGGCUGGUGAUGAGACUGCGAGGGAGACACAGGGAGCUGUGUGCUCAGUCCGGGGAGGUGACCAGCCUGGCCCCAAAGAAAGUGACGCAUGUUAAUUAGCAGCUGAGGGCUAAAGUGUGGGCAGCGACAUCACCCUGGAACUUGUCAGAAAUGCCAAUUCUUAGGCCCUGCCCCACCUCCUCAAAGGGUGGGGCCUAGCGGAGGGGUUUCCCGAGCCCCUGGGGACGAUGCUGAUGGGCGCUAAGUGGCGCCACCUGCAGCCUCAAAGCGUCGUGUCCUCCUCACCUUCACGUGCGGUCAGAGAACCGGCCAAGCGCAGCCCAGGGCCGGUAGGAGACGGAGGGGAAGAGAGCUAGACCCUGGGGAGCCCAGGCUUUGGGCCUCAGCUGGCUCGGCCAGAACCUGGGGACAGCGCCACCCUCUGCGAGCAGUUGCGAGGACGUAAUGAGCCAUUAUGGAGGAAGUGUCCCGAUGCGUGAGUAGUCCUGGCCCUUCCCUCCCUGGCCAUUGAGGUCCGAUUGCAGUGUGGUCCUUCACCUAAAGGAGCAGAGCAGGAGAGAUGGGAGGUGGCCCCGGUGGCCCCCGUGCACGUGCCUGCCCAGCUCUGGGGGAGCUGUCACCGGCAGCAGGAGGGUUUCUCGGGGCGGGGGCCCGGCGGGGCCUCGAGGAGGGAGGGCUCAGACGGGGGCGGAAGGCGGAAGAGCGGCCUGAGCAGAGGUGUGAGGUGGCUGCGCGUGGGGCUGGGCUGCGGGAAUGGAAUCCGAGGCCACAAGGACUGUCAGAGUGAGGACAGAACAGCACACCCACGGCUGGGCGUGGGUGAUUUUCUGUAGGUGACAGGGGGCUGGAGACGGCAAGCCUCUGCAGGGACAGCCCCGGGGUGGGGGGUGUCGCAAUAAGUGAAUCGGGGGCCUCUCCAGGUGCCACCGCCCAGUGCAGGGGGACAAGGGCCGGAGGAAACCACCCCGGGGGGUUCAGCAUUCUCCCCCCAGCCCCGGGAGGGCUCCCAGCUACGCAGGCCAGGCCGGCCCAGCACAGACCCCUUCUGGGGACCCUCCCGGGAAUGCGCCGUGAAGGGAACGAGGAGAUGCUGGUAAGGCCGUUUAUCACAGAGACUGGGCCUCGGUCUGUAGUGGGCGACCGGAGAGCUUGGAGGACACCCCGACUCCCCUCCGUCCGGGCGACCUGGGCUAAGCUGGGGCGGCCUCCUCAGGCCUGCGUAGCCUGUGGAGAAGAAGAGAGAAUAGUCCCAAUCUGACGGGCACGCAGGCCGUGGCUGGAGAGGGGUCCCCGGUCCCACCGAGGCCUGGAGCAGCUGUCCCUCGAGUCCGCCCGCUGCUCUCUGCUUGGACAGGCUCCCCAAGAACACUGAUGGGGGGCUUGCUCCUGAGCCGCCUUAGCUCCAGUCCCAGCCCAGCACAACUCAGAGGGAAGCCGGGUCUUCAGGCAGUCAGUUGGCAGCAGCUGAGGCAGCCCCGCUGUCUGCCUCCCGUCCUCCAUCCCUUCCCGCCCCUCUCUGCAGGAUGAAAACAGACUUUCUAGAAGGGAAUUUUGCUGGGAAACUAAGCAAAUUAGCUCCUGCUUCCCAAGUGCAGAGAGGUAGUGGGUCCCCAGGGCACCUCCCAGGGGUGCAAGUCAGGAGCUGGGUGGUGAGGGGUAGAUGCUGACUCUUGCCCCCUGGGGAGAAGGGACUACCCGGGAGGCAGACACACCUGGUCCCCAGAGGAGCUCCAGGACUUGGGGCCCAGGCUCUGGCUCCCCACCCCCAGCACACAACCGCCCCUCCCCCCUGCUGCUCGAGGAUGGGCAGGGUCCCCUGCCCAGACCAGCUUCCCAGCGCUCCCAGACCUCGGGGCCUCGGGGCCCGGGGGCAGGGCUGUAACUGGCCUUCCCCGGGCAGGUGCCCUUCCAGCUGUGCUGGGGGUGCGGGUUGACGGGGUGGCUGUGGAGGGAAGCCCGUGGUUCCCUGGGGACCCGACCUCUUCCCUGAGGGAGGUGCCUGCGUAGGAGUGAAAGGCCCCCGUCCUGUGAUGCCAGGAGAAAAACAUGGCAGGCAACCGUGUCAGUGUGUCAAGAGGGCGAGGCUCGAUGAAGCGACUUCAUUCAAAAGAAGACCUUGGAGUUCCCCUCGUGGCUCAGCAGAGACAAAUCCAACUAGCGUCCAUCGAGGACGCAGAUUCGAUCCCUGGCCUCACUCAGUGGGUUAAGGAUCUGGUGUUGGUCACAGACACUGCUUGGGCCCCACGUUGCUGUGGCUGUGGUGUAGGCCGGUGGCUACAGUUCUGAUUCGACCCCUAGCCUGGGAACCUCUGUAUGCCAUGGGUAUGGCCCUAAAAAGACGAACGAAAAAAGGUCUGGCUGGGGAGAAGCCCGUCCUGCCUGGGGCCUGGUCCCCACUCACCGGCCCCUCUGUUCUCUCUGUGCUCCUGGCUGCCCUGAGCCCCAGCCCCGAGGGGCCCAGCCCACCAGUUCUCCUUCGAAGGGCCCUCACGAUUUCAUCUGAUAGCGCAGGGCGAGCCCGUCUCAAACUCAGCAAGCUCCCGCCCCCUUGCCAGCUCCCAUGAGGCGUCCUGGGGUGAGGACAGCGACUUUUCCACCUUCCGAACCCGGAAGCCCAGGCUCCUGCAGCGCAGCGGUGGCCGCCGAGUGUGAGCCCUGGUUCGGCUCCAGCCCCUUCCUCGUUCCCAGGGGUGUGAGAAGCCACUGAUCUGGGCCCAGCCCUGCCUCCAGGUUAUCUCCCCACUGCAGGCACGCACCCCCCCAGGGAGCGAUGGGUGGAGGUGGCCUUGAGCAAGGCAGCCCUGGCUGGCCCGGGCAGAGGGCCCCACACCGCACAGCCAUGAGGCUCCUUCUGCUGCUCUGCUUGGCGGUGCCAGGUGAGCUCACCCAGGCAAGCUGGGAGCGGCCGCUGCCAGGGCCUUGGGGUGGCAGGCUCAGGGUCCCGGGUCUAGGGAGCAUGGCAGUGGUGGGACCUGAAGGCCCAGACAUUUCCAGAAGCACAAGCUGGAGAGGAGAUUUGGGCUUGCGUCUCAGACCAGCCCCUGACUGCACUUGUAGCCCAGUAGUUGCUUCUGGGCCCACUCUGGCUUUGUGUUUUUUUUUUUUUUUUUUUUAGGGCCCCACCUGAGGCUCAUGGAGGUUCCCAGGCGAGGGGUCAAAUUGGAGCUACAGCUGCCGGCCUACACCACAGCCACAGCCACGCAGGAGCCUGAGCUGCAUCUGCGACCUACACCACAGCUCACGGUAGCGCCGGAUCCUUAACGCACUGAGUGAGGCCAGGGGUCGAACGUGCGUCCUCAGGGAUCCUAGACAGGUUCAUUAACCGCUAAGCCACGACGGGAACUCCUGGGCCCUCUCUACUCAUCUGCAAAAUGGGCUCAUGAUAUGAAAUGCUAUGGACUCCAAGGGGCUGCUGUGAGUGGAGGUGCUGGUGGGGUCCUGGGCCCUCCUCCGCCGGGGCGCUCCUCGUCACCCUCUCCUCUCUUCCAGCCACCAGGAGUUCCGUGAAGCAGGAGGAAAGCGUGUCGCCCAGCAUGCUGGCCAGAGAAGUGCCCCCAACCGGGGCGCCUGGAGUCAGAGCCCCCACCCAUGAGCCCGUGUCCCAGCUGCUGGUUAACUUCAUCCUGCUGGACGGAGGCCCGUCGGGCCCUUGGGUGAAGGUGUCGUGCUGGGCAUCCUCGGGCAGCCCACCCAUCACCUACAGUCUUGUCGGGAGGGACAGUGGCACCUACAUGAAGCAGACACAGAACUACAAGGAAGCUGCCAACUUCUCCUUCCCGCUCACCCAGACGUCGUGCUGGCUCAGGUGCCAGGCUGCAAACAACAUCAGCGCCCAGCACAGUGCCCUCACACUGGUGCCCCCAGGAAAGCUGCCCGAGGGACCCACCUUCGUGCUGGCCGUCUCCACAGUAGCUGUCCUCUCCACGGUAGCUGUCAUUUCGGGGAGGCUGAGCAGGGCCAGGCACCUCAGUUUUCCAGAUGCCAGACACCCCCACCAGGUGGAAGAAAUUAAUUUCUUGAUGAUCUUGAGAACGCGGCCCCCAGACCUCCUGGCUCCUCAGGGCUGACCACAUUAACGGCCCUGUCACCUCGCCGGCCACCAGUCGGAGACCUGAGCGGGAGCUGGGCACAGACACCUGCAACCCCCAGCUGGCCUUGAAAAAUGCCUUGCGGAAGCUCCUUGGGGGGUUCAGGCGCUGGGGGGGGAGAGCCUGAGCCCGGCCCUGCAAUAACCCUUCCUCUGUUCCAAA
Molecule: messenger RNA, 7815 nt
Organism: Sus scrofa (pig)
Lineage: Eukaryota; Metazoa; Chordata; Mammalia; Artiodactyla; Suidae
Gene: TMC8
Product: transmembrane channel like 8
Cellular component (GO): plasma membrane
Molecular function (GO): mechanosensitive monoatomic ion channel activity
Source: RefSeq, a predicted model, not a curated record